AUGGCCGAGCCCCUUCCAGCAGCGCUCAAGAUCCCUGAAGUGAGCCGCUUCAUCAAUCGCGCAAAUCAGCUGAGGAGCAUCAAGCCCGCCAUCGCAUACUGGUGUGAAUAUCAUGCGGUCAAUCAGAUCGUAGGCAAAAGUCUACACACCACAGACGACGAUACCUUUGAGUUCACAAAGACGUUGAUCGAGCGCCUCGAAGCGACAAAGACCGAACGUGCUGAUGACGAUGCGAUUAUCGAUAAUGCUGCCGGCCAGGCCUACGUUGAGCAGUUUGCCCAGCAAACCUUUGACCGUGCCGAGCGCGCUCUGCGCGCCGAUAAGGUAACAAGACAAACCGCCGAUACAUUCGACGCUGCUGCUACUUUCUUCGAUCUUACUCGCGAAUGGGGUGAGCCUGAGCCAGAAGUCGUCAAGAAGAUCAAGUUCGCCAAAUGGAAUGCGGCGCGAAUCCUCAAGGCUAUCCGCGAGGGAAGAGAUCCCAACGAGUCGAACCCAAAGGCUCCCGAGCCUGAACCAGAGGUUGCUCUGGAUCCAUCCGAUCCUGAGGUCCAGAUGUUCUCAGGGCCUCCCCGCGCUUCGGUGGAGGAUGCAUCGGACACUGGGGACCUUCCAAGUGUGCCUACCUUUACAGAUGCGCCGCCAAAGAUUCCAGAUGAUCCAGGGUAUUUCCCUCCUCAGCAUGGAGAUCAGGGGCAGGCGUCAGAGCCAUUCGUCCCAUCGCCUAUGAGCCAGAGUCCUACGCCAGGACUGUCUGGCGGUCCCCCUCCUCCACCGCCAGUUGGUAUGCCGCCUGUUGUGUCUCCCGCGACACAGAUUCCACCCCAGCCGUCACCUCAGAUCCCUACAAAGCUUCCCUCGCAAUACGCUCCUCCAACUCCGCAGCCAUUCUCCGACCCCUCGGCACCUCCAUCCUGGACAACAACGCCAAGCGCGUCUCAUCCGGCUGCUUCAAACCCUCAACCCGCUGUUCCCCAGGCUCCAGCACCUCAGCCUCCAGCACCUGCUCCGGUGCAAAGCGCAGGUCUUGCGACAGACCAUCGGGAUAUCAACCAGGCGCAGAAGCACGCCAAGUGGGCGAUAUCGGCACUGAACUUUGAGGAUGUGCCCACAGCAGUCCAGGAGCUGCGAAAUGCGCUUGCAAUGCUUGGAGCUAGCUGA
Messenger RNA from Fusarium sp. VM40, 1161 nucleotides. The record is from the annotation of a GenBank genome assembly. Lineage: Eukaryota; Fungi; Ascomycota; Sordariomycetes; Hypocreales; Nectriaceae.